AUGUCUACUACUACACCACCGAUCGGCUCGUCUACAGGAGAGGUAAGUCUCAGUAGCCAACAACAACAACAACCAGUAGCAGCAUCAGCGCCGAGCCGACCGAAGAAGUCCAAGACUCCUACUGUGUUGGAAUCUCUGGGAAUAGUAGUGGCAAAAGGCUCGAAAAAACGCGUUAAACUAGCAGCAAGUGAAUCUCGACGGGUUCGGGCACGGACUAAGGUGAGAAGUGUUGAGGAAGAAAAUAGAAUAGCAGUGUUGCGAGAAGAAAAAGUCCGACAGAAAGCAGCUGAGGAGCACCCCAUGAACUCUCUAUUCGCCGCAUGUCGCAGCAACGACUCUCUCACUAUUGCCGACCUAAUCGGGCACAAAGAAGUCGACGCCAAUGUGAAGUACCCGCAUCCUAUCGAUGGGUUAGGAGUGGGGGCGGCUCCAAUACAUGUGGCGGCUCAAUACGGGGCUACAGGUGCAGUUACUACGCUACUAGAUGCAGGGGCUGAUAAGGAACAAGUUACGGAUCAAGGGCAAACAGCUCUGCAUGUUGCGGCUAAGCGGGGGCUACCAGCCACUUGCCAACUGCUCAUCACGAAAGGCGCCAACCUGGGCACCAAGGACAGGUUUGGGUGCACGGCCUUGGAUCUGGCCAGGCGGGAAGAGCAUCGAUCCAAUUUUCAUGCAGAAGUGGUGAAGUUGUUGAAGAAGACGAUCGCUCAACGUCACCAGGCUACGACCACUAAUACGGAGUCUACUGGUACAGUAGCGGUAUGCAGGUUUUAUUGA
Molecule: messenger RNA, 777 nt
Organism: Perkinsus marinus ATCC 50983
Lineage: Eukaryota; Perkinsozoa; Perkinsida; Perkinsidae
Product: serine/threonine-protein kinase ripk4, putative
Exons: 7
Coding region: 1-777 (258 amino acids)
Cellular component (GO): cytoplasm; nucleus
Molecular function (GO): protein binding
Source: RefSeq, a predicted model, not a curated record